AUGAAGCAUGUCCAUGCCCUGGACGAGACCUCCACAGACCUACUCAGCCACCUGGAUGACUGCAUCCUCUUCAUAUGUGAUGCUUGCAAGUUUUUUUGUUAUAGCCAUGUAGGGCAAAGUCAGAGUGUGGCGGUGGUGACUGCUUACUUGAUGAAAUGUCACAAAAUGAACUUUGGGGAUGCAUACGCCAAACUCCAGCAACUUAAACCUGAUGUAAAUUUAAAACCACUAACUCAGCGUUUACUUGUUAUACGAAGUAUCUUCAAAGUCUCACUUGUUUGCUUUCAGAUCUUGUGCCCAAAGUGUACCUCAAAGUUUGGCUCAUUGUACUGGUGUGGGGAGCAGUGUUCCUGUGAUCGAUGGGUGACUCCUGCCUUCCUGAUGCAUAAAAACAGAGUGGAUGAAAUUAAACACAUUAGUAUAGCCACCAGAUCCGGCGCCAGGAUAAAGUGACUAAGGGGCAAAUUUAAAUCAGUGACGGGGCACAAUUUUAUGGGGUAAUAGCAUUGGAAUCAUAUUAAAUGUAGCUUAUAUCAAGCUUUACCACAAUAAACAUGAAGUUCAAAUGA
This is a messenger RNA of Salmo salar (Atlantic salmon), 569 nucleotides long. Its product is annotated as dual specificity protein phosphatase 12. NCBI's taxonomy places the organism in Eukaryota, Metazoa, Chordata, Actinopteri, Salmoniformes, Salmonidae. Gene Ontology annotation, molecular function: protein tyrosine/serine/threonine phosphatase activity. The record is from RefSeq and is a predicted model, not a curated record. Gene Ontology annotation, biological process: protein dephosphorylation. Gene Ontology annotation, cellular component: nucleus.